AGCUUUCACCCCCUGACAGCAGGGACAGCUCUGGAGAAGGGUGGCGCUUCAACAGGGGGAACGUACAAUAGAGGCCGCUCCAAUAGAUACAUACAGCUUUCUACCUGAUCUGCUGUUCCAGGAGAAGCUCCCAUUCACCCACGGACUUGAGCUCAGGACAAGGACCUGCUGCAAAUGCUUUCUUCAUAAGUUUCACAGAGGUGAAACCACUGUUUGUAUGGGAUCUGUCUGCAUCAGCACGAUGAGCUUCCACUCCAUUGAGUCUGAAUAGUGGCAUUUGAGUUUGCAUUAGGGACGUGGGACCCCCCGCAGUCUAUCACAUUGGAUGCUUCCAGGCUGCUUGACGAGUCUAUUACACUGGUGAGGGACAGUAACUGUGCUGCAGACUCAGGAGUACCAUGCUGCCCCGCUGUGCACUCUGUGUGUGCCAUGUGCUUAUGUUGGUGCUGUGUCUGUCUGCGGCUGAGGACUUCGACUGGACAAAGAACGACCACAGCUCCUUCUAUUAUGGCACUUUUCCAAGUGGAUUUUCAUGGGGCGCCGGAAGUUCAGCCUAUCAAACAGAAGGAGCCUGGGACAAAGAUGGAAAAGGACUAAGCAUCUGGGAUGUGUUCAGUCACAAGAAAGGCAGAAUCCAACAGAACGAAACCGGGGAUUCCUCGUGUGAGGGAUACUACAAAGUCAAGGACGAUGUUACUCUCAUGAAGGAGCUGAAGCUCAACCACUAUCGUUUCUCCAUCUCCUGGCCCAGACUCAUCCCCACCGGCAUUAAAUCUGACCAUAUAAACGAAAAGGGAAUUCAGUACUAUGAUCAACUGAUUGACCACCUACUGGACAGCAAAAUCACUCCCAUUGUCACCCUGUAUCACUGGGAUCUUCCACAGGUCUUACAAGAAAAAUAUGGUGGAUGGCAGAAUGUGAGCAUGGUCAAUCAUUUCAAUGAGUUUGCCAACCUGUGCUUUGAAAGAUUUGGCAACCGAGUGAAGUACUGGAUCACCUUCAACAAUCCGUGGUCGGUAGCAGUAGAAGGCUAUGAGACAGGUGAACACGCUCCUGGAUUGAAGCUGAAAGGAACCGGGGCAUACAAGGCUGCACAUCACAUAAUAAAGGCGCACGCUAAAGUCUGGCACACUUACGAUACCCAGUGGAGGGGGAAACAAAAAGGCAUGGUUGGCAUCUCUCUGUCGGGGGACUGGGGAGAGCCAGUGGACAUCAGCAACCAGAAAGACAUCGAAGCUGCUGAGAGAUACGUCCAGUUCUACCUGGGCUGGUUUGCAACGCCUGUCUUUCAUGGAGACUACCCUCAAGUGAUGAAAGACUUCAUUGGGAGGAAGAGCGUCCAACAGGGCCUCGGGACGUCUCGACUGCCAGCAUUUUCCCCUCAGGAGAAGAGCUACAUAAAGGGCACCUGCGACUUCCUCGGCAUCGGCCAUUUCACCACCCGCUACAUCACCCAGAAGAACUACCCGUCAGUUCGUAGCAGCAGUAGUUACUUCACAGACCGGGACCUGGCUGAGCUGGUUGACCCACGCUGGCCCGACCCUGGAUCUGAGUGGCUCUACUCCGUGCCCUGGGGUUUCCGGCGUCUGCUCAAUUUUGUCAAGAUUCAGUAUGGAAACCCAAUGAUUUAUGUGACUGAGAACGGAGUCUCGGAGAAAAUGCUGUGCACAGAGCUGUGUGAUGAGUGGAGGAUACAGUAUUACAAGGACUACAUCAAUGAGAUGCUGAAAGCGAUCAAAGACGGAGUCAACGUGAAGGGCUACACCGCAUGGUCGCUGCUGGACAAGUUCGAGUGGGACGAAGGGUACUCGGAGAGAUUUGGCUUGUACUACGUGGACUUCAGGAACAAAAACAAGCCUCGCUACCCCAAAGCCUCAGUUCAGUUUUACAAACGCAUCAUCAGCUCCAAUGGAUUUCCCAAUCAAAGAGAGGUUGAAAACUGGAGGAGGAAGGCUGUCGAGACCUGCUCUUCUAGCAACCAGCUCCUAGCUGCAGAGGAACAGCGGAGUACUGCUGCCAAUAUUCUAAGACUUAUACAUGACCCUCUGACCAGCCACAUGGAGAUGGUUACUGAGAUCGUUGUUCCCACCGUGUGUACGCUCUCUAUUUUGCUCAGUGCCAUUUUCCUCAUGUUCCUGCUGCGGAGGCGCAACUAGAGCGUGUGCGUGUUUACAAUCACAAAAUUUACCACAGACACAAAUCGUGCACUCACAAUGCAUUCAUUUCUUUAAUGGAUCAUGUGUGAAUAUACAUUUAUUGUGUAAACUGAAGAGAAUUACUGACUUCAUUCAUUUGGUGUGCCUAUGGUGUUAGCUGUAAAAUGACUGGUUUAUAAUGAUACAUUUAGCAGCAGGCACUUAAACACUGUGGAUUCCUCUGCAACAUGUUAUUAAAACACUGCUGUGGAAUGCUGCCAUUGCAAACAGUCCUUAUGA
Molecule: messenger RNA, 2435 nt
Organism: Mugil cephalus (flathead mullet)
Lineage: Eukaryota; Metazoa; Chordata; Actinopteri; Mugiliformes; Mugilidae
Gene: lctlb
Product: lactase-like b
Exons: 16
Coding region: 399-2156 (585 amino acids)
Biological process (GO): carbohydrate metabolic process
Molecular function (GO): beta-glucosidase activity
Source: RefSeq, a predicted model, not a curated record